CCGGAGUGGGCGACAGUCAGGGUGUUUGGUGGGGGGAUUAAGGGCUCUUCCUCCAUGUCUUUACUCUCGCUCUCUUUCUUUCUCUCAGACUUUAUAUUUAAAUAUAGUGCAGUCGAGUACAGUGCAGGGCAGCGGAGAGGUCUUGGAACAUGAUGGCAGCGCGACAGUUUGGGAUAUUUUUUGGAGUUGCAACGACUCUCGCAGCUUUAAUGGGUCUGGUGCAAUGUAAUGAAGAGUCACAGCUGAUCGGCGACUUGUUCAAAGGCUACAACAAGAAUAUUCGGCCAGUAGUUCAUCCUGAAGACCAGGUGCAGGUUCAGAUCAAGUUAACCCUCACCAACCUUAUCUCUCUGAAUGAAAAGGAAGAGACUCUUACAACCAGUGUGUGGAUUGAGAUUCAAUGGGUUGAUUAUCGCCUCACCUGGAACACAUCUAACUAUUAUGGCAUUGAUGUUAUUCGUGUCCCAUGCAGGACUGUUUGGCUUCCGGACAUAGUCCUUGAGAACAACAUUGAUGGCAAAUUUGAUGUGAAUUACUAUGCCAAUGUAUUAAUCAGCAGCAGUGGGUGGUUGUACUGGCUGCCUCCUGCUAUCUAUCGCAGCACUUGUGCCAUCGAGAUUACCUACUUCCCAUUUGAUUAUCAAAACUGCACGCUAGCAUUCAGAUCUCAGACGUACAGUGCCAGUGAAGUGGACCUCAUGCUGGCUGUUGGAGAAACAGGAGAAACUAUUGAGUGGGUAGACAUCGACCCUGAGGCUUUCACAGAGAAUGGCGAGUGGGCCAUCGUCCACCGUCCAGCCAGGAAGAUGAUCAACACGAAGUAUUCACCAGAUGACCUGGAGUAUCAGGAGAUCACGUUCAAUCUUGUCAUUCAAAGGAAGCCCCUGUUCUACAUCAUCAACAUCAUCCUGCCUUGCUCCCUCAUCUCCUCACUGGUUGUAUUGGCCUACUUCCUACCUGCACAGGCUGGAGGACAGAAACUGACAGUGUCCAUUUCUGUCUUGCUGGCUCAGACUGUCUUCCUGUUUCUUAUUGCUCAGAAAGUCCCUGAGACCUCUCUUUCUGUUCCUCUCAUUGGCAAGUACCUGAUCUUUGUUAUGUGCGUCACUACUCUCAUUGCUACUAAUCAAAUUGUUGUGCUGAACUUCUCGCUGCGCAGCCCCAGCACUCAUACCAUGUCCCAUACCAUCAAACAUGUAUUCUUGGAAAUGGUUCCCCGCGCCUUGGGCAUGUCCCCUCUGGUGGAUGACAGUGAGGUGACGACAGAGAUGAAUGGGUUGAGGGAGCGCCGCCGCAGCUCCUUUGGCCUACUGCAGAGGGCAGAGGAAUAUGUCCUGAAACAACCACGCAGUGAAAUGAUGUUUGACAAACAAAGGGAGAGACAUGGUCUCACACGAUCUAUUGUGGACAAUGUAGAUGUCAGCAGUACGGCAAACCUGUAUAAGAGUUUGGCUCAAGCUGCACCUGAGAUUAAACAAUGCGUGGAUGCCUGCAACUUCAUCGCCGAGAGCACAAGGCAACAAAACAACACUGGAUCUGAAAUUGAAAGCUGGGUCUUGAUUGGGAAGAUGAUUGACAAGGUGUGUUUUUGGGCUGCCUUUUUCCUCUUCAUCAUCGGCACAGUUGGGAUAUUCCUAACAGGACACGUCAACCGGGCACCAGAGUUUCCAUUUCCUGGGGAGGAUAAGAAAUAUGUUCCGAGUUAAGAGGAAAACAAAAAUCAGUGCUUUCUGUUGUUUUCUCUUAAAACCUUUCCAGGUUAAUUGCACCUCGUGCUGUCUGUAACGGUGAACAGUCUUGCUCAUUGUUUCUUAAAAGGCUAAAAUUCACGUGUGAUUGUAGUCUUUGCAGCAGGGCUUUGAUAACAGCAAAGCUGCCUGACACUUGUCAGGCAGCUCAGGGGUUUCAUUGAAAAGUAAAAUUUCGUUCCACGUUUGUCAACUUAUUGGAUUUGGUGGAACUGACUGGUCAGGUCUAGUUAAAAAACACAAUCACAAUAAUUAUUACCAUUACCAUCAUAAAUAUCAGACGAAAUAUUUUAGUUUUUGUUUUAUGAUAAAAAUAUCUUAGCUGUAUGAGUUUAAGUUCCGGUCAUAGGUGCAUUGGGAGGAAAAUGUCACUUGAGAGAGUGUAAAAACCUGUGUUUUAUGUUACGUGGAGCUAUAGAUCAGGGCUGGACUGUGUUUAUAAACAGACGCAAAGAAGAUUUAUUGACUGAUUUUAUUUAUAUGCUGUGUGCUACUGUUGCCUGUCUUCAUUAGCUCAUAAGAAUGACCAGUUUAGUGGCUUGACUAACUGGUCAUGUCUCCUUGCCCAUAUUAUGUCUUACAGGAAGAACUCGUGCAUGUAACAGCUACAACUCAGAAUCAAAGCCUUAUUCUUCAUACGAUGACUUAUUUAUUGAAAGGUCUUGUUUAGGGUAGAUGGGUCAGUGGAGUCUUGAUAUUAUUGUGCCAUGUUUUUUAAAUAAAUACUUUAUUUUGUCCAUCA
Mugil cephalus (flathead mullet) is the source of this 2490-nucleotide messenger RNA. RefSeq names its product cholinergic receptor, nicotinic, epsilon (gene chrne). The record is from RefSeq and is a predicted model, not a curated record. The transcript is spliced from 12 exons. Gene Ontology annotation, biological process: regulation of membrane potential; chemical synaptic transmission; monoatomic ion transmembrane transport. NCBI's taxonomy places the organism in Eukaryota, Metazoa, Chordata, Actinopteri, Mugiliformes, Mugilidae. Gene Ontology annotation, molecular function: acetylcholine-gated monoatomic cation-selective channel activity; transmembrane signaling receptor activity. The coding region runs from base 150 to 1706 and encodes 518 amino acids. Gene Ontology annotation, cellular component: postsynaptic membrane; neuron projection; synapse.